Messenger RNA from Lycium barbarum (goji berry), 1002 nucleotides. RefSeq names its product transcription factor MYB15-like. The transcript is spliced from 3 exons. NCBI's taxonomy places the organism in Eukaryota, Viridiplantae, Streptophyta, Magnoliopsida, Solanales, Solanaceae. The record is from RefSeq and is a predicted model, not a curated record. Bases 104 to 823 code for a protein of 239 amino acids.
UUUCAAAUUUUCACACAAGGUUACGCGUUUUUCUCACUUCGUAUAUUUUGGUAUAAAUAAAAGGGAAACCACAAAAUUAGUCAGAAAAAUUAGAGGUACAGAAAUGGCAAGAACACGUUGUUAUGACAAGAUUAGUGGAUUGAAGAAGGGGACUUGGACACCUGAAGAAGAUAGAAAAUUAGCAGCUUAUGUUAGUAGAUAUGGUUGCUGGAACUGGCGUCAACUUCCCAAGUUUGCUGGAUUAUCUAGGUGUGGAAAGAGCUGCAGAUUGAGAUGGCUGAAUUAUCUCCAACCAAAUAUUAAAAGAGGAAAUUACACCAAGGAAGAAGACGAGAUAAUCAUGAAGCUUCAAGCAGAAAUUGGAAAUAAAUGGUCGACAAUUGCUGUUCACUUACCUGGAAGAUCAGACAAUGAUAUAAAGAAUCAUUGGCACACCUCUCUCAAGGAAAGAUCAACUCAAGAAUUAAUUUCCUCAAAAAAGAGAUUAUCUAAUAACAGCUACCGGUCCAGCAAUCGAAAAAAGAAGAAAUAUUUGGGAACUGCUCAAUGUUCACCAAUUCAAUCAUGUAGUGAAGUUUCUUCUUGUGCUACAACUGAUCAUCAAAGUGUGGAAAAUAUUAUAGAUGAAGAAUGUGAGGUCUUUCAAGAAAAAAUAUUUGAAGAAUCCAGUGGAAAUUUUUGGACAGAACCAUUUUUACUAGAUAGUUUUAGUACCACCAGUAGUGCAUUUUUUAUGCCUAAUUUAGAAUUUGACCAUGGACUAAUUGUAUCUCCAAUUUCCCCAGUCAUGUGCUAUGAUGAAUUUCUAUGCUCAUAUUAUUAAAGGUAGUGAAGCCCUUAAAAGGAAUUUGAUGGUUAGAAUUUGUGGAAAAAAAAUCUAAUAGAGAGGAAUAGAGGUAGUGAAAAAUCAGUAACUAUCUGAAGUCCUCCCUUUUAGAUUGAAAUUCAUUGUACUCUUACCAUAAAUGAUUGUAUUUUCUUCCUUUCAAUUCUUACAAGUUA